Molecule: messenger RNA, 303 nt
Organism: Dictyostelium purpureum
Lineage: Eukaryota; Evosea; Eumycetozoa; Dictyosteliales; Dictyosteliaceae
Exons: 1
Biological process (GO): regulation of transcription by RNA polymerase II
Cellular component (GO): nucleus; CCAAT-binding factor complex
Molecular function (GO): protein heterodimerization activity; RNA polymerase II cis-regulatory region sequence-specific DNA binding; DNA-binding transcription activator activity, RNA polymerase II-specific
Source: RefSeq, a predicted model, not a curated record
GGUAAUAGUGGUGCUCAAGCAGAUGGCGAUAGAGAACAAGAUAGAUAUCUCCCUAUUGCAAAUAUAAUUAGAAUUAUGAAAAAGGCACUUCCCAACAAUGCCAAAGUUGCUAAAGAUGCCAAAGAAACUGUUCAAGACUGUGUAUCCGAAUUUAUUAGUUUUAUUACAAGCGAAGCGAGUGAUAAAUGCCAACAAGAAAAGAGAAAAACUAUAAACGGUGAAGAUAUCAUAGCUGCAAUGACAAGCUUGGGUUUUGAAAACUAUGUCGAACCUUUAAGAAUCUAUUUAGCAAAAUAUAGAGAA